Messenger RNA from Podospora anserina S mat+, 1116 nucleotides. RefSeq lists its product as uncharacterized. The record is from RefSeq and is a predicted model, not a curated record. The transcript is spliced from 3 exons. The coding region runs from base 1 to 1116 and encodes 371 amino acids. Gene Ontology annotation, molecular function: L-iditol 2-dehydrogenase (NAD+) activity; zinc ion binding. Gene Ontology annotation, biological process: D-sorbitol catabolic process. NCBI's taxonomy places the organism in Eukaryota, Fungi, Ascomycota, Sordariomycetes, Sordariales, Podosporaceae.
AUGUCCACUGAAGUCAAAACCUCGGUCCUCUAUGGGGCUAAAGACCUCCGUCUUGAAACCCGCCCGCUUCCACCCCUCACGCCAAACGACGUCCGCGUCACCGUCAAAGCCACCGGCCUCUGCGGCUCAGACCUUCACUAUUACAACCACUUCCGCAAUGGCGACAUCCUUGUCCGCGAGCCUCUGACUCUAGGCCAUGAGUCGGCCGGAAUCGUCACCGCUGUCGGCUCAGCCGUCACCAAUCUGUCCCCCGGAGACAAGGUGGCUCUUGAAGUUGGACAACCGUGUGAAUCAUGCAAUCUUUGUCUUCGAGGGAGGUACAACAUAUGCCCCGAGAUGAAGUUCCGCUCUUCCGCCAAGGCGUGGCCUCAUGCCCAGGGGACGCUGCAGGAGGAGAUUGUACACCCCCGGAAGUGGUGUCAUAAACUACCCGAGGGAGUGAGCUUGGAGGAUGGAGCACUGGUUGAGCCGAUGGCUGUUGCUCUUCACGCGCUGCAGAGGGCAAAGUUGGAGGAAGGGGCAAAGGUUUUGGUCUUUGGGGCUGGGACGGUGGGCUUGCUUUGUGCGGGCGUUGGUAAAGUUGUGAGUAAGGCCAGUGUGAUUAUUGCGGAUAUUCAGGAGGAGAGGGUCAAGUUUGCGACCGAGAAUGGGUUUGCGGAUGAGGGGGUGGUCGUGCCAAUGAAGAGGCCGGAGACGAUAGAGGAGAAGCUGGUGUUUGCGAGGGAGGUGGCGGAGAUGGUAGGGGAGAAAAUGGGACAGGCGGAUGGGACGUUUGAGUGUACGGGGGUGGAGAGCUGUCUGCAGGCUGCCAUCUUUGCCACGGCUCCAGGAGGCAAAGUCAUGAUCAUCGGCAUGGGCAACCCAAUUCAGACUCUUCCCAUCUCAGCAGCCUCGAUCCGAGAGGUCGACCUCGUUGGAGUCUUCAGAUAUGCAAAUGCUUACCAAAAAGCCAUUGAGCUGCUCGCUAAUGGUCUUCGAUCAAAGUUGCCUGGGUUAAAUCACCUGAUCACGCAACGCUUCACAGGUAUUGAGAACAUACCCAAAGCGUUUGGAAUGGCGGGUCGAGUCAAAGACGACGAGGGAAGAUUGGUGAUCAAGGUGCUGGUCAAUAUGUGA